AUGAAUUCAUCCGACGAAAGUAACUCGAGUUAUUCGAGUGUUGAUAAACGGAGAAAAAAGAAAAAAUCAAAGCGUGAAAAUAAAGUGUUGUGGAAAGAGAUAGAUAAGUUAAAAAGAAAAUUGAAAAAGAGGCGUCGAUCACGUUCUCGUGAUUCAUCUUAUGGAGAAGAAGAUAGGAAAAGGCGUCGAAAGGAUCAUCGUUAUUUCUCAAGAUCGAGUGUAACCUCUGAUAGAGACAACGGUGAGCUAGCUCGUAGAAGUUCGCCACGUUGUAGUCAGAAUUCUCAGAAUUCUCAAAGUCGCUCGAGAAGCAGAGAAGGCAGCCAUCUUGAAAAUAAAAGCUUUUCAGAGAAGGACAGAGAGAGCGUUGAGUAUCGUCCUAGAGAAAUGCCGCGCUCUAGUCAGGUCUCUAAAAGUGAUAAAGGAACCAAUAAUGAAUUGAAAGAUUCGAUUCUCGCAUUAUUAGGAGAAGACCCUGCCAAAAAUACUUGUGUAGGACCUCAGAUCCAUCGAGCAAUAGUGGACCGAUGGACAGACAUUUUGCAGAACGGAUUACCUAAAGACAAAAAAGAGGAAAUUUUAAAAAAAUAUUCACCAGCAGAAAAUUGCUCUAUGCUUCAGGCUCCUAAACUAGGACCACAUGUCCAAUCUACGAUGAGCACUAUUUCAAUUAAAAGAGAUGCGUAUCAAAUGUUAGCUCAGAAUCAACUUGGCAAGGGUAUUUCGGUGUUAGGUACAGUGUUGACAGAAAUGGUUAACCUGAAAGAUGAAAAAGAAGACCAAGGACAAAUUGCUCUGUUCAGUGAUGCUGCUCGUAUUCUCACAGAUCUUUACCAUACAAUGUCGACGUCGAGAAAAUAUUUUAUUAUGUCAGGUUUUAAUUCUGCUGAAAAAGUCAACCAAGAAGUAUCCAUCGCAGUCAUCAACAACAAGCCGUCCAAAAACUGUCACCGGUCAUUUAAACUACCAGGGCCCCUCCAGGAGGACUCCGUUCAACAGGAAUCAACGGGGGGGCAUGGACAGGGGCAAAUCGAAUUAUCGCCAAUACAACAACCGGCCGAUGCGACGUUAAGCGAAGGAAUAUCCCAUGAACCUUUCCCUGGUGGUAGGGAGGUUAUACGGAGGGCGUUUGCUGCAAAAGGAAUCCCGAAGGAUGCCCAAGAAAUAACUUUGGCUUCUCUAGCUGACGCAACGCUUAAACAGUACGAAAAGCCGAUAAGGAAUUGGUGGGAAUUUUGCAGAGAUCACCAGCUUCAUAUUUUCGAUGCGACGGAAUCAAAGAUAAUCGAGUUUUUAACAAGCAAUUUUCAAGAAGAUGCUUCCUAUGGAACCUUAAACAACUAUAGAGCGGCAAUUUCGUUGAUUGUGAAGGCAGAUAUCACGAAUAAUCUAGAGAUAAAACGAUUUUUUAGAGGAGUUUCAAAUUUAAAACCGCAGAAACCCAGAUACGACUACAUUUGGGAUCCGUCUCCGGUACUGAAAUUUAUUUCUUCGCUAGGCUCAAACGAUAAGCUAGACCAAAAACAAUUAACAAAAAAGUUAGUGACCUUAUUAGCUCUAGUCACUGCACAAAGGGUGCAAACUUUAAGCAAAAUCGAUAUAAAUAAUAUAAUUGAAACAGAGAAAUAUAUUCAAAUCACAGUACCGGAAAGAAUUAAGACAUCGGGGAUAAAUAAAAUGCAACCAUUGUUAAACAUUCCCUUUUUCGAGAAAGAUGCCUUACUUUGUGUAGGUCAAACAUUGAAAGAUUAUUUAAAACUGACGGAGACUAUCAGGCCAAGAGGGGAAAAAAGGAUGUUUAUAAGUUUCAAGAAGCCUCAUAGAGCAGCGUGCAGCCAGACCAUCAGCAGAUGGAUAAAAGAGACGUUGGAGGAAGCGGGUAUUGAUACACAAGUAUUCACAUCGCAUAGUACCCGUCAUGCCUCUACAUCCGCAGCGUUAAGGAGUGGAGUCAAUGUAGAGGAGAUCAGAAAGGCCGCUGGAUGGACACCGUCCUCAGAAGUAUUUGCACGUUUCUAUAAUUGUCCACUAAAGGACCCUACUCAGUUUGCAACAAGUAUUUUAAAUACUUAAGUUUAUUUAGUUUGUUAACAGACUCAAAAGUGUUCUAAAAUAAAAAUAAAGUUUUGUUCUUUCGAAGGUAAAAAAUUCUUUUUUAACUCGCAACAGAUCCUCUGAAAGUCUACAUCUUUUGACCUAGAGGACGAGAAGACGAAAUAUAAUUGUAAAAUCAAACGAACUUACCUAAGUGAAGUUCGAUUUCAAUUAUAUGAGUCUUCUCGUCCGAAUAGGUCAA
Leptopilina heterotoma is the source of this 2296-nucleotide messenger RNA. RefSeq lists its product as uncharacterized. Gene Ontology annotation, biological process: DNA recombination; DNA integration. Gene Ontology annotation, molecular function: DNA binding. Bases 1 to 2073 code for a protein of 690 amino acids. The record is from RefSeq and is a predicted model, not a curated record. Lineage: Eukaryota; Metazoa; Arthropoda; Insecta; Hymenoptera; Figitidae. The transcript is spliced from 3 exons.